Messenger RNA from Schistosoma margrebowiei, 1062 nucleotides. Lineage: Eukaryota; Metazoa; Platyhelminthes; Trematoda; Strigeidida; Schistosomatidae. The record is from the annotation of a GenBank genome assembly.
AGUUGACUAAGCGGCAGGUGCGUAUCAGUCCCGUUUAAUUAGUAAUUGAUAUAUUACGAGGAGUUUCACUCUAUUAUAAUGUCAGAGGAUAGUGAUUUUAAAAUUUUGGAUUACUUGCAUAUGCAACUGAAGCCUGGAUGGACCAAAACGGGAAUAACUGAAUUUCUGAAUGAAGCAGAAAAGCGCGAAGUUUUAUACACAAGAGCCCGUAGAGAUGAUAUGGAGAAAGCAAUCGCUCAAUUUAGAAGUUCUGCUUUGAAUUUCAUCGCCAGACUACCGACUGAGAUACGAAGUAAACCUUACUUUGAUUGUAUCAACCAGUAUAAUGGGGCUAGAGGAGCAAAUUUACUUGACCAGUUGGUGUCUGAGGUAAAAAAGCGUAGUCGAAUAGAAUGGGAGGAUUCUGUAAAGAAUCGUACUGGAAAAAGACCAUGUAGAGGACAUACUACAAGUAAUUGUCGAAGUGACAAGACAUCUCAAGCAUCCACUAAUCCACAGUUGUCACAAUGGCCGUCUAUGCCAUUUAUUUCGGAAGAUGGAGAGUUAACAAAUAUUAAUGAUGUCGGUCAAGUUCCAACUCUAAAUUCUUCUCAGAUGAAAUCUGGUAGUAGAAAACGGUUACCAAUUGCUUCGACACCAAAAGUUACUGAACUUGAAGGAUUCAUCCCUCCAUCUACUACUUAUCGAGUAACUCGAUCACAUGCGAUCAAUAACCAAAGUUCACGUACAUAUAAAAUGAAUACAACUCGUGUAACUAACACUAAUAAAAAUCAUUAUACAACAACUGAUGAUACUUUAACCACUAUGGAUAAAACUUUACGACCUAAUUCUACACAAAAAUUAUCUAAAGAAAUGAGAGAUAAAUUAUUAUUGAAGAUUGAUCGUAACAAUAUACAGCUAUCAUUACAGGAAGCACAGCAUCUACGUAAUCUUAUUGUAAUACUUCAAGAUGCAUUGAACCGUUAUAUUCAAUUAAAAAGGAAAUGAAAAAGCAAGUCAAUGCUUGACGCAAACUUGUCUGUUUUAUAACUUUUUGCAAUCAAUAACUUGUCUAGAUUUCAU